AUGUCCCAAUCGAUUCAUAGCCGAGACACUACCUCGCCGCCCACACCACAGCAUAAAUCAGGGUUGGCCUGCGAAGAAUGCAGGAGGCGGAAGCUCCGCUGCGAUCGUCGGCAACCGAAGUGUGGCCUGUGUGAAACAUCUGGUGUCGAAUGCCAUACCACUUCCCGUCCACCUCGUGGUCCCAAACGUGGAUACCUGAAGGUUCUGCAAGAUCGUAUCGCCAAUUUAGAGGGACUUCUCCAGCAACACAAUGGUACAACGAACCCACCCAAUGAUGCAAGCAAUCUAGAGAACCUUCUUUUAGACGAACAAGUUGAUCUACCACCAUGGGAAUUCCCGAUCAUCAUGGAUGAAGAUGGUCCCUUGCUUGAGAGCUGCCAGCGAACAAAGUCAUCGAAUUCGUCAGGCGAAUCGUCAGUUGAGGGAAUGGCCGGCACUCCUGUAUCUUCAAUGCUGGCCUUUGACGCGGCGUUUUCAAUUCAUACCUGGAACCCCCCAGAAUUUGACAUCCAGAUCUCAGACUUGAUGCAGGCAGACCUGGAUCAGCUGUACUUCGACCGAAUCCACAGCUUUAUGCCUAUCCUGCAUCCAGGCCGGUACUUCUCGUCGCGAAAACACCAGAUUCGAACAGACGGACAAUGGUGCCUACAAUAUGCUAUGUGGACCCUCGCAGCCUCAGUAUCGGCUCACUACCAGAACGUGGGAGAUUCCUUGUACCAGUACACGCGACGAUCCCUGGAAACUUUGGACUCCAAAACCACAAAGCUUGAGUUCACAGAUCUAGAACAAGUCCAAGCGUGGCUUCUUCUUGCCAUCCAUGAGUUCAUGUGCAUAGACUUUCGGCGGGGAUGGAUGAGUGCCGGCCGAGCCUUCCGUCUCAUACAACUCAGCUGGCGACAUAGUGUUGAUGGCCCAGACCAGGCACAGGGCGAUUGGAUCGAAUCAGAGCAAAAGCGAAGAACAUUCUGGAUGGCCUAUUGCUUAGACCGAUUUGUCAGUAUGCGGAUAGGGUCUCCGCUCACGUUCAGUGAAACAAUUGCUGUCCGACUUCCAUGCCCCGAAAUUGAUUUUGAAAAUGAUCAGCCCAUUCUCAUGGGCUUUUUGUCCGAUACUCUGGUUGCGGCUAGCCCCACCACCCCGGUAUCAGCCUUUACAGAGUGUAUUAUUGUCGCGACUAUUAGUGGCCACGCUUUAUCUCAUCGUCACCAAUAUCCCAUUCGGGAUAUCUCAUUCAAUGCUCUGGAUGCAUUCUGGACACAGCAUCAGUGGAUCAAUGUUAUUCAUACCCAGUGGAUGAAGGCAUUUUCAUCCAAAUACACGGCAGACAUGCAACAGAUUGACCCUAUGCUUCUGUUUAUUGGCCUGAUGUAUCGAAUUACUGUGCUGCAUCUAUACCAAACUACAGCAUCCAUUAUUUCCACUACGGUGGAUGAGGAACAACUUGCGGUAAUCUUGGACAACAAAACACGCGCAUCAUUGGCAGCCAGGCAGAUUGUUGCCUUGAUCAACCAGCUGUCCCAUCUCAAUUCAUUCAAGAAGCUUCAUCCUCUCACACCCAUACCUCUUUCACUUUGUGUUGAAUUUUUCAUCUCAAGUAAUGACCCAGGAGAUUGUUUUGCGAAGGAGUUACAGGAUAUCAUUCAAGCGAUGAGUUGCUUGAGGAACUUCAAUAAUAUUGGUAAAGGAAUCUCACAGCUGUUUGACGAACAUGCCGCAGUGGGGGCCUUGCAGACCGCGGUUCUAUAG
Penicillium verhagenii is the source of this 1746-nucleotide messenger RNA. Its product is annotated as fungal specific transcription factor domain-containing protein. Gene Ontology annotation, biological process: regulation of DNA-templated transcription; DNA-templated transcription. Bases 1 to 1746 code for a protein of 581 amino acids. NCBI's taxonomy places the organism in Eukaryota, Fungi, Ascomycota, Eurotiomycetes, Eurotiales, Aspergillaceae. The transcript is spliced from 5 exons. Gene Ontology annotation, molecular function: DNA-binding transcription factor activity, RNA polymerase II-specific; DNA binding; zinc ion binding. The record is from RefSeq and is a predicted model, not a curated record. Gene Ontology annotation, cellular component: nucleus.